Molecule: messenger RNA, 2834 nt
Organism: Scheffersomyces amazonensis
Lineage: Eukaryota; Fungi; Ascomycota; Pichiomycetes; Serinales; Debaryomycetaceae
Exons: 3
Coding region: 172-2400 (742 amino acids)
Biological process (GO): protein phosphorylation
Molecular function (GO): ATP binding; protein kinase activity
Source: RefSeq, a predicted model, not a curated record
AUAACUUUUAGUCCUUGCCAGUUUUCAAAUCUUAGAAUUUAUAUUAGCCUCAUUACUUAAACAUAGUAACUGGUGAAUUAUCUUCUAGUUAUCAAAUUCUGCUAUUCCUUCCCUAAAAGAUUUUAAUCGCUUCAAUCAUAUCCACACUCAACAGCUGAAUCAUUUAACUCAAUGGAAAGAAUUUCCCAAUUGCUUAGCAUCAAGCAUGCUAGAAGAUUGUGGAAAAAAGAAGCACCAAUAUUUCUAGAUCACACCUCCAAUAAACAGUUAUGGGAAGCUUAUCAAAAUGAUCUUCAAGAGUUUACUGUAUUGUUGAAUACAACUAAGAUUGAUGAUUCUACUGAAGUACCAAAAAGGAUUAAAAAUAUAGUGGAAUCCAUAUUAAUGAAAUACAAAGGAAAUUUCAAGGAAAUGAUGAUAUUGCUUUUCAAAUUUUUACAUAGCUAUAUCAUAAUAGCUGAUUUAAGUGUUACUGAAUUAAAACUCUUAAAAGACAUCACUCUUGAUUUUACUGUGUUUUCAUUUGGGGAAAUCCUUAACGGAGAUGCUGGUGAAAGUACUUCACUACAUGCUUAUGAAAAGACUCUGCUUUUUAAUUAUUUAUCUUUUGGAUUUGGCCUUAAGGUCUUAAAUUAUAAGAAAGAUGUCAAAAAAAUAAAAAACAACAACCAUCCUGUUGAUCAAAGAAUCAAAAGAAGAAAGUUAAACUCGUCAACCAAGAAAUAUAAUGUUCCAAAUAAGUUCUUUGAAUCGGCUGGAUAUUUUUGUCCAACAUUUUACAACAAUACAGAGCUUGAAGAAGAUAUUAAAUCAUUUGAAUUCCGAGAAGGCUUAAGGCCCGCUUACAACCAACUCAAGUUAGCACCAAUUGAAGUGACACAAGAAUCAGAAAUUGAGACAUUAAUCCAAAAUGCUAUCAUGAAUGCCGAAGGAUUAAUUAUAGAUGAAAAUGGAAAAAGUUUUGAAUUAGAGAUUAAAAGGCAAAAAAGGUUACCCUUCAAACUCGGAAAAUAUGACCAUCAUAUAAAAGUUACACCUGAUCUAAUAUUGAGUUUCGGAAGCUUGAACAUUCCAUUAGAAGUUAAAUAUUCAGGCUUAGAAAGAGCUUAUGAUGAUUUCAAUCUGUGUAUAGAGAAGACUUUUGUUGGUGCUAAGCCAUUUAUCGAAAUCUAUUCCCAAGCUUUCGCUCAAGCCCUUGCUUGUGACUCAAACUUCUUUAUACUUUCAGAUUACUCUUUUACCAUUUUAUGUGCAAUAGAUGAUCAGCUUCUCCCAACCGAUGCUGUAACUCAUACAAACCUUAGAUCUAUCAGAAGUUCAUGUUUUACAGUUAAUAAUUCUAAUUAUGGAUUUACAACGAUUAUCAUGAUAAUGAUAAGUUAUUGUUUUAAGCAUAGGUCUAUUAUAAACUUAGAUAAUUUCAGAGAAAAGUUAAUUCCAAAUAAAGAGAGACUCCUGCAAAAAAUCAAUAGCCAAUAUGAUAUAUUAAUAAAGUUCACUACAAAAAUCCAGACGAUGCUUUUGCUAGAUGUCAGUUCCACAAUACACUCUGCGGAUCUUUUAACUUUACCUAAAAGUGGAAACAGUUUUGAUGAAGUUGAAGUUGAAGUUGAAGUUGAAGUGCUUCGUGAAAUUCAGAAUGAAUUAAGAAGCUUGGGGGUCGAAGUUUCCCGAACAGAACUAGAAAGAUUUGGCAAAAUUUAUUUUCACAAAAAUUUCAAAUUGAUAAAUUUUGAGGACUUAAAUAUUUCUAAAAUAAUCAGGGGAAGAUUAAUUCAUCAGAGCUUUUCAACUAUAGCAGUCCUUAAUGAAAAUAGUUUAAUUAAACUUUACGAUCCUUGCAGACUUAAGUGGAUUAUUAAUUCAAAUACCGAUUUCUCUAGCUUUCAGGAAAUUCUUAGUGCUGUGUUUUCUAUAUUUAUUAGAGAAGUACUAAGUUACAUCUAUUUAAGAGAUGCAACUUUCAUCCCAAAAUUAAUAAAUUUCGGUUUCAUCCAAAGCCAAUUUAGAGGCUUCAUGAAAAGACUCGAUUUAAAAAAGAGUAUUCCUUUUACUGGCUUUUAUUUGAUUUUAGAAAAAAAGGAUUCACGGCCUUUGAAACAUUACAGAUUGAAUGAACAAAUAGCUAAAUUAGUAGAGGCAGUUAUUGAAGACUUGCAUAGUAAAAAUAUUUCUCAUGGUGAUCUACAUCCUGAGAAUAUUUUAUACAAUAAGAAAUUGAAUCAAGUAACCCUUAUAGAUUUCGGAAUGUCCUUCAUUGCCUAUAAUCGUGGGAAUUAUGGCAGAAAGGAAGUACCACUUACUAAUAAUAUACUUAGAUUACUCCGAAAACGACAAAGACAGGAUUGGAAUAAUUAUAAUAAAAUUUUUUUUGGAAUCUACCAUAGGCAACUUGAUUAAAGAAACUUACUUCAUGGUAACAUACUUAUCUAAUUAUCUCUAAAUAUCCUAACUAUCUUGUUUUUAUAUAUGUUAGGAUAUCAACUCUCUGAAAAAUAACUUUAUAUUUUCAUAAUUUAAUAUAUAAGUCGUAUUUCUUAAAAAUACCAUUCAAAUAGUAGUUCGAUCUUUUGCAAAUUACCUUAACCAACUUCGUGUAUAUUGAUGGCUGGUAUAGCCCAAAUAUAUAAAAGCUUCCAAGUAAUUGAAUGUAACCUUAGAAACGAGUCACUCAAAUGCCAUGAGUUAAAAUUGGAGACUACCAUCAUAAAGUUAUGAUCCUGCUUCAAUCCUAAAGCAAAUUUGAAGUAGAAGAUUGAAAUAUUGGAAAUCGUGCUUAUCAUUUCAUCGCUUACUAUGUAAUUGUUUCAAAUUAAUUUGUUCAAUAUUUUGUU